AUGAGAACUUGGUUUGGUCGCGGUAAAAAGCUGCAGCGCGCAGUAACAUCAUGCUGUCUCUGCGCCUUCGUCCUCUACGGUUACGACCAAGGUGUCUUUGGCGGCAUUCUUGAAAACGAAGAUUGGUUACGCCAAUUCGAUGAUCCUGGUGAUACCCUCACUGGUUUCAUCACAUCGAGCUAUAACUUGGGAUGUUUGGUCGGCUGUUUCAAGAAUUUCGUCGUUGGUGAGAAACUUGGUCGACGAUGGACCAUUUGGGUUGCUAUGGGAUGGAUUCUUGUUGGCGCGGCGUUGCAAGCGACUGCGUUUACGCGGGCUCAUCUUAUUGUUGGGAGAAUUGUUACUGGUGUUGGUACUGGGCUUAAGACUUCUACUGUGCCUAUGUACCAGUCCGAACUUUGUGAAGGCACGAAACGAGGUCGUCUGGUCUCGGCAGAAGUCAUGUUUGUCGGCAUUGGUAUAGCAUUCGCUUACUGGUGGGACUUUGCCUUCAGUUUCGUCGGAGGAUCCUUCGCUUGGCGAUGGCCACUCGCUUUCCAAGCCGUCUUUGCCUUUUGGGUUAUCUUUGUCGUAUUUGGUGUACCCGAGUCCCCACGAUGGCUUCUCAAUCAUGGGAAGCGACAAGAGGCCAUUGAAGUCCUUUCAGCUGUCUACGAUAAACCAAUCGAUCACCCUGAUAUUCUGCGAGAGGUUAAUUCAAUCGAAGCGGCCUUGUCUAUGGAGGCUGAGGCUGAGGGCAGUACUUCAUGGGCUUCGACGUUUAGAAAGGACAAGGUUAGCACAAGGUAUCGUGUUUUCUUAGCUUGGUUCGUGCAGUUUAUGAACCAAGCCGGCGGAAUCAACUUGGUAGUAUACUACAUCCUCACCGUCCUCACCAGCAACGUCGGUCUCGAGCACAGACUAGCCCAAAUCAUUGCCGGCUGCAUCCAACUCAUGUUCCCCAUCGGUUCCCUCCUUCCUACCCUGGCUCUAGACAAGAUGGGUCGUCGAUCAACCAUGAUGUGGGGAUCAGCCGGAUUAUCAUUCUCUAUGAUGAUGGUCGCUGCGCUUUUAUCCCAAGCAGAUGAUACGCCACGAGGAAGAGCCUUUGCUGCUGGUUCAGUCGCUUUCUUCUUUACGUAUAUGCUUAUCUUUGGUGCGAGUAUGAAUUGUGUGCCUUGGGUUUAUGUACCUGAAAUUUUACCGCUUCAUGCUAGGACUAAGGGCACUGCUAUUGGCGUUAGUUCGAAUUGGCUUUGGAACUUCACAGUGGUCAUGAUCACACCCAUCCUCAUCAACCGUCUCCAAUGGAAGGCGUAUCUCAUCUUUAUGGCAACCAACAUCAUUUUCGUACCGAUCAUCUUCUUCUUGUAUCCAGAAACUUCCAAUCUGGCACUUGAAGAAGUGGAUUAUAUCUUUGCCCGUGGUGAAAACAGUAUUCAAGUGGCUCGCGAGAUGCAGAAGGAGCUUGCUCUUCAUGGGCAUUUGUCUGAUGAGAGGCAUCUUGGAAGGGGUGAUAUGAGAACCAAGUCUAAGGAGGGACAUGACGAGCUUGCGGAACAUGCACAUGCUUGA
Fusarium coffeatum is the source of this 1554-nucleotide messenger RNA. RefSeq lists its product as uncharacterized. Bases 1 to 1554 code for a protein of 517 amino acids. NCBI's taxonomy places the organism in Eukaryota, Fungi, Ascomycota, Sordariomycetes, Hypocreales, Nectriaceae. Gene Ontology annotation, biological process: carbohydrate transport; transmembrane transport. The transcript has 4 exons. Gene Ontology annotation, molecular function: carbohydrate:proton symporter activity. Gene Ontology annotation, cellular component: membrane. The record is from RefSeq and is a predicted model, not a curated record.